AUGCCUCGUCUGUGUGUGUGUGUGCUGGUCUUGGUGCUGGCUUUAGCUACCUUCUCGGAAGCUUCCUGGAAGUCCCGCUCUCAGCUACGGGAUGCAUCCUCUGGACCAGAGACCAAUGGGGGCCUGGAACAGCACCAGCUGGACAAGCUAGGCCCAGCCUCUCACCAACGAAGGCAGCUGGGGCCCCAGGGUCCUCAACACUUCAUAGCAGACCUGAUCAAGAAGGAGAGGCCGCGAAUGGAGGAAGAAGCAGCAGCAUACGGAUGGAUGGACUUUGGCCGCCGCAGUGCUGAGGAGGAAGACCAGUAUAACUAG
Molecule: messenger RNA, 315 nt
Organism: Apodemus sylvaticus (European woodmouse)
Lineage: Eukaryota; Metazoa; Chordata; Mammalia; Rodentia; Muridae
Gene: Gast
Product: gastrin
Exons: 2
Coding region: 1-315 (104 amino acids)
Cellular component (GO): extracellular region
Molecular function (GO): hormone activity
Source: RefSeq, a predicted model, not a curated record